UUUCCCUGUUCAUGAUGCGAAGAGAAACCGCCGGUCUCUCGAUUCAGCCGAAACUGCCGAUGAGAAAUGCUGGGCCAAGGUCUCUCGCGUACACUAUCUCACGUUCCAUACUCUCUUUAAACCCCUCUACUCUUUGAUGCAAUAUCAACCCAUAUUUUCACGUACCGGCGCUACUGCGGCACUUUCGACCAAGUACCCGACUGCUUGGUCAUUCAUCCUGAAUCUGUUACCCAUGUUGUCCACAAGUCAUACCCAAUUCCAUUCCUUCUUUGUACUUCUGAUGAUCUUCUGGUCCCUUUAUGUUAAUCUGUCUUGUCAAGCUACUUCCAUAACCUGUGAUGCUUGCCAAGGCUCUAGCACGUUUGUAUCAUGCCUAUUACUGUACUAUGAUGGCUCGGCGCUGUUAUAGCGGGUAAUGCACGCCAAACUCCGUGAACUUGGUUACUCAUUUCGGUAAUAAGGCUGUGUGUAGAUA
Messenger RNA from Aspergillus uvarum CBS 121591, 475 nucleotides. RefSeq lists its product as uncharacterized. The record is from RefSeq and is a predicted model, not a curated record. Lineage: Eukaryota; Fungi; Ascomycota; Eurotiomycetes; Eurotiales; Aspergillaceae. The transcript has a single exon. The coding region runs from base 137 to 409 and encodes 90 amino acids.